AUGUCGACCAUCUCUCCUACCGAGGCGCAUGCCUCUACCGGUCGCGAUAUCGAGAAAGACCUUUUCCCCGUCCAACCUGCGACUGAGGUACCCGAAGGCUCCAAGACCGAGUCAGACGACGAUUCAACGCACGUACAAGAUGGUGUCAAACGGGUUGAAGCUAUCACUACUGUCUGGUCGAAUAAAUCCUUAUGGUCUACUUUCGCUCUCCUUUGGCUCGUAUCCUUCGUGUCCGCGCUGCUCUCGUCUAUCGAUAGCUCCUUAACUCCAUAUGUCACGUCCUCCUUCUCUAGGCACGGCCUAUUAGCUGUCAUCAAUAUCGCCGCCAGAGUAAUCGGUGGCGUUGUCACACUUAGUCUCGGCAAACUUAUCGAUAUUAGGGGGCGUAUGGAAGGGUUUGUUGGGUCAUUACUUUUGAUCACCGUCGGCAUGAUCAUGAAGGCAACCUGCCAGAAUGUUGAGACGUAUGCCGCAGCCCAGGUUUUCGCCUGGGUCGGCAGCGUAGCUCUUGGUUUUGUUAUCGAUGUCUUCGUAGCCGAUAUUACUACGCUGAAGAACCGUAUGUUUAUCUUCGCGCUCAACUCGACUCCUAACCUUGCGACCACUUUUGCUGGCCCUCGGAUCGCCGAGCUAUUCUACACGGAAGUCAACUUCAGGUGGGCAUUUGGUGCCUUCACCAUUAUCUUACUCGUGGUAUCUCUACCAGUGGUUGCUAUCCUUUUCUAUCACGAACGGAAAGCAAAGAAGUUAGGCCUGCUGCGUCCGAAAUCAGGUCGCACAACGAUACAGUCUAUUCUACAUUAUAUCAUCGAGUUUGAUGCUAUGGGCGCGAUUCUAGUUUCGGCGGGAUUCACACUCAUCCUCCUCCCAUUCAGUCUUGUGAGCUCGGCUUCACACUCGUGGCAGAGUGCAAGCGUAAUUGUCAUGAUUGUGAUGGGAGUGGUCAGUCUUGCUGUAUUCGCGAUUUGGGAGAGAUUUUUCGCUCGUGUCAAGUUCUUCCCUUUCGAAUUUUUAAAGGACAGAACCUUCUUAGGCGCUGUAAUGUCGUAUUUCAUGGUUUUUUUGACUACGUUCAUAUGGGAUGCUUAUUACAGCUCUUACCUCCAGGUUGUCCAAGGCCUCAGUAUCAGCAUCUCGAAUUACGUGCUCAAUGCUUACUCUCUUACUUCGUACUUCGCCGGCCCAUUCGUCGCCUUAUAUAUUCGCUACACCGGUCACGUCAAAUAUCCUGCUCUAGUCGCUAUACCCAUCUAUUUAUUAGGUACCGCUCUGAUCAUAUAUUUCAGAGUUCCUGGCGCUCAGGUCGGCUAUCUCGCCAUGUGCCAAGUACUUGUCGGCUUCGGCGCGGGCGUAAUUAAUCAGAUGUCUCAGCUUAUUACCAUGGCAUCCGUAAGGCACCAAGACGUUGCCGUUGCGCUUGCUAUUUACGGUCUAUUUGGCUCUGUCGGCUCUUCUGUUGGUUACGCCGUUGCGGGCGGCCUUUGGACGAAUAUUCUUCCAGUCAAGUUAUACGAAUUCCUCCCCGAAGAUAGCAAAAAUAUGACUGCUGCGAUUUACGGAGAUAUAACUAAGCAAAUGGAGUAUCCAAUCGGCACACCAAUUCGAGACGCCGUCAUUGAAGCAUAUGGCGAUGUAAUGAGGAAGAUGGUUAUCGUCGGCUCUGCACUUAUUCCUCUGACAAUUAUCUUUGUCGUUAUUUGGAGGAAUAUUAACGUUAAGAAGCUUGAGACAGUCGAGAAGCGAUCCAGGGGAAAUGUGUUCUAA
Molecule: messenger RNA, 1764 nt
Organism: Daldinia childiae
Lineage: Eukaryota; Fungi; Ascomycota; Sordariomycetes; Xylariales; Hypoxylaceae
Product: Siderophore iron transporter mirB
Exons: 5
Coding region: 1-1764 (587 amino acids)
Biological process (GO): transmembrane transport
Molecular function (GO): transmembrane transporter activity
Source: RefSeq, a predicted model, not a curated record